Messenger RNA from Ilyonectria robusta, 1828 nucleotides. RefSeq lists its product as uncharacterized. The record is from RefSeq and is a predicted model, not a curated record. The transcript has 4 exons. Bases 1 to 1533 code for a protein of 510 amino acids. Lineage: Eukaryota; Fungi; Ascomycota; Sordariomycetes; Hypocreales; Nectriaceae.
AUGGCCCAUGUCGUGGACGCGGAGCCUCAAAAACGAAAGCGUGACGUCGACGACGCCGGUGGCCAUCCAGGCCGUCCUCCGCAUCCACUCCAGCCAGGCGUGCCUGGCUACAUUCACUAUCUACCGAGGUCGAACUCCUCACAUCUGAGCCUUGUCCAGGGCGAUGGCGACACAUUUGCUGACAUCAUUGGCCUUAUCGGCGAGUACGAAAAUGUUUUAGACCGGCAUGAGAGUCUCGCUGCAAGCCUCGGGGCCAAACUGACGGGCCCACGCCUGCUCAGGGGGAUUGAGAAGUUCUUUGACGGACCCAUCAAGACCACCCCUCUCCAGCACUUCUCCAACACUAUCAGCUGGCUCGAUGUUGUCACAUACGCCCGAUCCAAUCCCAAGGAGUUUUCUCUGACGCACAAGCCCGACGGCUCACGCUGGUGUCAGUUCGUCCUCAAUGGGGUACAGGUCGAGAUCACAGAGGAUGACUGGCGCCUGGUCUGGUCUGGCGCCUUAGACCGAUUCCCGCUAGAUCAGCCCCUCGAAGAAGAUGAGGCGGCAGAGCUCGCGACACUAGACAUCCUCGAGCAGAGGACAUCAAUUCUUUACAAGAAGGCCGAUGAAGUGGCAGCAAGGGCACGCAUCCUAAAUCACAGGCUCGGUCACCGAAAACAGGAUAUACAUCGAUGUCGUAGCACCCAAGAACAAACGUCGUCCAGAUUCUCGUCCGCAAACCCCAGCCACCGAGGCGCCAACUUUAACCUGGCCUACGAUCUCCACGCAGAUCUUCUCCAGCAGUUUAUCGCAGCUUCAGCCUCCCCACCACCGUCCCGGGCAGCUUCUGCGGUUGGAGGUUCGUUGGCCAACUUCGGUCCACGGUCGCCAUCUCACAACACUUCCCAUGCUUAUGCUCCUCCAAGCUCAAGUGACCGAAAUGGGACAGGAAACACUACCGAGACAACGGGACAACCUGUCGUGGACAGUCGAGCGGAGGUCUUUCGAUCAGUCAUCACGCAAAGGACAGACCAACUAGCAUGUGUGGGAUGCACGAAGAAGCAUGCCAAGUGCAGUUGGAAGACGGUCACGGAGGAAGAGAUGGAACGACUCAGGCAUGAAAUGACCAUGAAGGAUUGUGGAUAUGUGGACGUGGAAGAAGAUGGCGGAUCCGACGCCUCUGAGGUGAGGGAUGUCCGGGCGGAUCGUCUCGGAGACAGACAGGAAGCGGGUCAGAUGUCGGGCGAGGUGACACCAGGCACAGCCGGGUCGAUAGCAAAGGACGGUGGCUCGCAGCCACCAAGUCGAGAAGGGGGCCGCCUAACAACAUUGGAGCCACCUACUUCUAUACCAAUGACCAGGUUUGACCUGAGUGCCGAGAGACAUCGGCUGAGUCUGGGCGUGGGAUCGUCUGUUGGGGAGGCCGCUGAUCGGACAUCUGAAUUGCCCCAGCCAGGUCACGGCCUGCCUGUUGUCGCAACGGCGAGCACCACAACAACGACUAAUGCGCCUCGAAGUAGCGAUGUCUCGUUGAAUGCGUCACCCAGCUAGGCCAUGUGUCUGUGCUUCAAGAGAGGAUGUUGUUAGAUAAGGAGGCACAGACAGCUAGCUACGAAGAAACGUUUGUCCAUGAUCAAGUCAAGUUGUUUCAGUUGGACGUGAUUGCCUGCAUGUCCAUGACCCCUACAACUAUGGCCCUUUGGUAAGUGCAUGCAUGACGUACCGUACAGUGUAUGCCGGUGCCAUGUAGUGUAGCACGUACUACAUAUUCUCCCAAUGAAUUGGCACACUCUACAAAGGCUGGCGCAGGAAGUUUGACACCUUCAAUAGUAUCUAGACAGCCCCC